Rattus rattus (black rat) is the source of this 1073-nucleotide messenger RNA. It is a transcript of the gene Tnfrsf9, whose product is annotated as TNF receptor superfamily member 9. Bases 115 to 894 code for a protein of 259 amino acids. Gene Ontology annotation, molecular function: cytokine binding; signaling receptor activity. Gene Ontology annotation, biological process: apoptotic process; negative regulation of cell population proliferation. The transcript has 8 exons. Gene Ontology annotation, cellular component: external side of plasma membrane. Lineage: Eukaryota; Metazoa; Chordata; Mammalia; Rodentia; Muridae. The record is from RefSeq and is a predicted model, not a curated record.
GUUUGACCUGUGGUCUUCUGGAGCGGCAGAACCUCGCCGAGCUGCUAAGGAGCAGAACGUUUCUUUCUUCGCUGCCCCGAGAUCGCAAGUGUCCUGUGCAUGUGACGUUUCGCUAUGGGAAGCAGCUGUUACAACAUGGUGGUCACUGUGCUGCUGGUGGUGGGCACCGAGGAGGUGAGAGCCACGCGGAACCCCUGUGACAGCUGUGAGGCUGGGACUUUCUGCAGUAAAUACCCUCCGGUCUGCACCAGCUGCCCUCCAAGUACCUACUCCAGCACAGGUGGACGGCCGAACUGUGACAUCUGCAGAGUGUGUCAAGGCUAUUUCAGGUUCAAGAAGCAUUGCUCCUCUACCCACAACGCGGAGUGUGAGUGCGUGGAGGGAUUCCACUGCUUGGGGCCAAAGUGUACCAGGUGUGAGAAGGACUGCAGGCCGGGCCAGGAGCUAACUGAGCAGGGUUGUAAAAACUGUGGCUUGGGAACGUUUAAUGACCAGGACGGCGCCGGCGUCUGCCGACCCUGGACGAACUGCUCUCUAGACGGAAGGUCUGUGCUUAAGAAUGGGACCAAGGAGAAAGAUGUGGUCUGUGGACCCCCUGUGGUCAGCCUCUCUCCGAGUACCGCCCCUACUGCCGUGACUACUCCAGAGAGAGAAUCAGGAGAGCGCCCCUUGCAGGUUCUUACCUUGUUCCUGGCGCUGGCAUUAGUGCUGCUCCUGUUCCUGAUCUUCAUCAUUCUUUGGUUCUCUGUGCCCAAAUGGCUCAGGAAGAAGUUCCCCCACAUAUUCAAGCAACCAUUUAAGAAGGCGAUUAGAACUGCUCAAGAGGAAGAUGCUUGUAGCUGCCGGUUUCCAGAGGAAGAAGAAGGAGGAGGAGGAGGAAGCUACGAGCUGUAAUGUGCCAUCCUAGGAGAUGUGGGGGCCCUCAGGAAACCGAGAAGCACUAAGACCCCCACCCUCCUAGGGAGUAGCACAAGCUACCCCACCCCCCUGUUCUUAAAACCAUCCUAGAUGGCGUUUGAGCACAAACCCCGUCCAAGUCUCUUCUGAUGCUAAUAUAUUUGUUAAUUUUUAAA